UUUUUUUUUUUUGAUUUAAUCAUAAACAACGUUACAACCGUGGAUACCGCCUGAUUUUUAUAAAUCUUGUUAUUACAAAACAAAAAGAUUGUAAAUCAACACCAAAAUCUAGGUCAAUUACGAUGGCAUUUAUUUGAAAGUGAAAAAAUCAAUUCCUUCAUAAUCAAAUUAUAACAAAUAUAUAAUAUAUAAUUGAUUUGGAAUCGAACGAAUAUUGGGUGUUUACCAGAAUUUUUUUUUUGUUUUUUUUGUUUUACAAAGAAUUUCAUUGCCAAAUACAUAACCUAAUCUAAAACUGUGGCUAAUUAUACAACAAUUACUAUUACUAUCUAUAUAUAUGAUAAUAAUAUCGUUGAAUCAGUUCCAUGUAAAUGGUCGUCACGACAAUUUUUUUUUUUGUUUCGUCGAUAAUUCCAAGAUUAUAUGGCCUCAAUUUGUAAAUAAAUAGGCGUGCCAUUUGAUAGAAUUCAAUUUUUGAUGUCAUCAACCAGCAACCAAGAAAAUAUUUAAAAAAAACCAGUAUAUACUCUCUAUCUGUUCGACUCACAUGCAUGAAUGCAUCGCGUACAUACAAUAUAAUGAUUGUCAAUCGAUUCAUUCAACAAUGAGUCAUUAGCCAAUUCUAUCAUUAUUUCGUCUUGUUUUUUUUCAUAUCAUUCUUUAAGAUUCUAUUGAAAAUUUUAAAUUAUAAAUCUUUUAUUGUUUUUUUGAUGUUUUAAAAUCAACGAUGAGUUCAACAAAAUCAAAUGCCAAUCAAAUUGGAAUCCAAAUGGAUCGGAUAUGGAAACCAGUAUUCGAUCGAUUUGAUCGCCAUCAAACUGGCCAAAUACGUUUAGGUGAUUUUAAACGUAUUCUACAUGAAAGUAAUUAUCAUUUUAGUGAAGAUAUUUCUGUCGAUGUAUUGGAAUCAUUAUUACAGAAUGAAGAUGAUAAUCGAUUGAUUAAUUAUCAACAAUUUCUCAAUAUGAUCUACAAUUCACGAUUAGACACACAAAUUCAAUCACGGCUACAUCGAUUAGUUAGAUAUGCAGCAGUGGCUGUUGUACCUAAAUCACAACGACAAUCGGUCAUACGUAAUUAUUUGAAUGAAUAUAAUUGUAUGCCACCACCGAUAUUCGUAUUGACCAUCAGUAUCAUUGAAGUGGCCAUUUUUAUAUAUUAUUGUGUUAUUUUGGGUGAAUUUUCCACUUCUGGACCGGUACCAUGGAAAAGUGUACUAAUCUAUAAUCCUUGUCGACGUUAUGAAAUUUGGCGUUUUUUCACCUACAUGUUCAUUCAUGCUGGAUUUUAUCAUCUAUUCAGUAAUUUAUUAAUCCAAUUGGUGUUGGGUAUCCCGCUUGAAAUGGUACAUAAAUGGUGGCGUAUCGGUAUUGUUUACAUAACCGGUGUGAUUGCAGGAUCACUUGCCAGUUCACUUUCGGAUCCAAAUACAUUUUUAGCUGGUGCUAGCGGUGGUGUUUAUGCUUUAUUGGCAGCACAUCUAGCCAAUGUCGUUAUGAAUUGGGAUGAAAUGGAUUUCAAUUGGGCUCGUCUAUUGGCCAUCAUUGUUUUCGUUUCAACUGACAUAAGUGUUGCUGUAUAUGAUCGUUAUAAAACCAGUCAACGUAAUCGUGUCAGUUAUUCAGCACAUCUAGCCGGAGCAUUAGUCGGUUUAUUCGUUGGAUUCAAUGUUUUACGGAAUUUAAAAGCAAAACGUUGGGAAUUGGUUUUGGCUUGGUUUUCAUUAACAGUUUACAUCAUAUUCAUGACUGUUGCCAUUUUAUUCAAUAUUUUCUAUGAUGAUUAUUUCUACAAUCCAAAUGAUCCUGAAGUCUGUAAACAGGGUUACUAGAAAAACA
Molecule: messenger RNA, 1838 nt
Organism: Dermatophagoides farinae (American house dust mite)
Lineage: Eukaryota; Metazoa; Arthropoda; Arachnida; Sarcoptiformes; Pyroglyphidae
Product: rhomboid-related protein 2
Cellular component (GO): membrane
Molecular function (GO): calcium ion binding; serine-type endopeptidase activity
Source: RefSeq, a predicted model, not a curated record